AUGAACCAGGAGAUGGGGGAGGGUGCUGUCGGUCCAGGCCCCUCUCCUUUGGCUUCCUCAGGACCUGUUUCAAAUUUUGUUGGUGACGUGAUGGACACGCUUUUCCCUCUGCCCAGGCCACCUCCAUUGAAGAUGAUCAGUGGCCUUAGCAGCGGACGCCGCCAGAGAUUGGCCAAGCGUGUGAAGCAUCGCCAUGACUAUAUCGAGAUGAUUUCUUCUCUUAAUUGGAUGCAUGUUGGCGACUUUGACGCCCAGCCUACUUCGGGACCGUCGGCUUUGCAGCUGCGGGUGCUCAGGCGAUUGGAUGAAUUGGUUGGGCAGGUGGACUACUCGGACUUACCGGGUGGGAUGCCGUCGCAGGAGGCAGCCUACAAAGAGCUGCUCCAUGGGUUGGACGGCUACUGUGAGCCAUCCACUCCAGCUUCUCUCGCGCCCUUCAACCUCGAGCUCAUUUCGCUGCCUGGCGACCUUUCCACUGCCCCUGCGGCACUGGAUUUGCUAGACGGCGAUGACCGUCGAUACCUGGAGGCAGAGCUUCUCGGUCCCCCCUUUGGACUGCAUGCCAGACACGUUGGACUCACGGGGAAGCUGCUCGAUGGUCAGGACUCCUCGCUGGUCAAUGAUCGAUCUGGGCCAGCGGUGUUCCCGGCGGAGGGCUUGACUGGGCUAACAGAGCAGUUCACCAACCAGAACCUCCUGCUCCAUCCAGGUUUCAUCGUGUUCGUCAAGGUCUCCGACACCUUCUUCGAUGGAAGCGCUGCACAGGGCUUUUGCCGGGAUGAUGCCGGCGCUCAGAGCAGAUUGGUGACUGGGCGAUGGAUCUCCGGGGAACUGGGGGAUGAGGAUUAUUUGGAGGCCCGCUGGAGCCGACCUGAACACAUUGUGCACUUGGAGGAUGUGGCCCGUAUUGGGCGACUAUGUCGAGGCCGGGGGGUGUGCGACCGUACAGGCCGACAGCACUUCCAACUGACAGGAUCCAAUCACCAAGGCGUACCAUGGACACAUAUUGCACAGCCAUACCCUACUCUGCUCUGCAAGCAAUUGGCCUUCUCCUUGACUGCCCCCUCCCACUAUUGA
Messenger RNA from Durusdinium trenchii, 1077 nucleotides. The record is from the annotation of a GenBank genome assembly. NCBI's taxonomy places the organism in Eukaryota, Dinophyceae, Suessiales, Symbiodiniaceae.